GUAUACGAGGUCGUUUUGGCCUUGUUUUCAGUCGAGGACAGCGCUUUUGUGUUUUUUAACUCUAACACUUACUAGAACAAAGCAGGCAACAAUCAUGUGUAGAUAACAUGUUUAGUUCAUUCAGACCCGAGCGAUUUUGUGUUUGUGCAUGUAUUCGUGCGAAUGAUUGUUUUUAUGUUUAUAGUGAUAAUGUCACUGUUGCUGAAUAUAUUGUGAUCUGUAAGGGGAAUGGAUGAGAACCGGUGUCGAGUUUGCUGCUGUGAUUUUUAUAGCGUUGUUUAUCUCAGGCGGAUAAAAUCAGAUCUGUGGUUAAAUGAAUGUUCAGUGAAGCUCCUCCCACAACAAUCACACCAUCAGUGAUUUCACCAAUAAAUGCUGGACUAUUUCCAUCAGCCUACAAGUGAAGAUGAGCAUCAAACUACCAGAAAGCACUAAAAUCUGCAAAGAUUGAAUUAAAGAGAGGAAAAAUGAGUGAUCCAGAAGCCUGCAGAAUGAAACACACCGAAGAACAAAGAGAGUUGAUUGAAGAGAAUGAAGAACCAAGUGAAGCUGAGAAGAAAAGUCUUGUCAAAACUGAAGAAAAACUUUUGAGUUGCUCUCAAACCAAACAGAAAUAUUUAAAGAAAAGAGGAGCCAAGAGGUCUUGUGCUCAGUGUGGAAAGAGUUUCCCAUGCAAAUAUAGUCUUGGUGUUCACAUGAGAGUUCACACUGGAGAGAAACCAUACACAUGUGUUCAGUGCGGGAAGAGUUUUGCACAAAAAGGACAUCUUACAGAGCAUAUGAACAUCCACCCUGUAGAAAAACCUUAUAAGUGUUCACACUGUGACAGGAGAUUUAAUAAGUCGGGACUCCUGAAAAAACAUGAGAUGAUUCACACUGGAGAGAAACCCUACAAGUGUUCACACUGUGACAAGAGAUUCAAUAAAUCAAUAAAUCUAAAAACACACAACAGGAUCCACACCGGAGAGAAACCGUACACAUGUGGUCAGUGCGGGAAGAGUUUCACACUAAAAAACCACCUUACAGCACAUAUGAGAAUUCAUACCGGAGAGAAACCGUACAUGUGUGAUCAGUGUGGAAAGAGUUUCACAAAACCAGAAACCCUUAAAGGGCACAUGAACGUCCACACUGGAGAGAAGCGGUACACAUGUGAUGGAUGCGGCAAGACAUUUUUCUGGGCUUCAGUUCUGAAGAAACACAUGAGAGUUCAUACAAAGGAGAAGCCAUAUUCAUGUUCUUUAUGUGUAAAGAGUUUUUCUCGUCUAGAACAUUUGAAAGUACAUCAGAAACGUCAUAAUGGUGUGAGAGAGUACAUGUGCUUUGAGUGUGAAAAGACUUUCAUUUCACCGAACUGUUUAAAACAGCAUGAGAGGAUUCACACUGGAGAGAAACCGUACAAGUGUUCACUCUGCGACAAGAGAUUCAGUUAUUUAUCAAAUCUGAGAACACAUGAGAGGAUCCACACCGGAGAGAAACCUUACGCAUGUUCACACUGCGACAAGAGAUUCACUCAAUCAGCAAAUCUGAAAACACAUGAGAGGCUCCACACUGGAGAGAAACCUUACAAGCGUUCACUCUGCGAUCAAAGAUUCAGUUAGUCGGUAGUCCCGAAAACACAUGAGAAGACCCACACUAGUGUAGGGUAUCAGAGCGAAUCAGACAAUUUAAGAUUCGAUCAGAUUGGUGUUGAACAACCCAAAGAGACUAAUUCCACAAAGAGGCCCAGGAUAACAAGACAACGUCAUAAAUCUGUCCACGAUACCCUUGCGCCACAAGUCUGAACCAAGUCCUCCAACUAACAGUUUUAAGCACGCUUAUCUGGGAUGGUUCCAACAACCAUGUUUAACUACUAAACAUGGACACCAUCAAAUCAUGCUUUUUCUUGUCUUUUUGCUUCCAACUUUUAGCGCUCUUAGAGCAUGCUCUGGCUUACUCUAAAGCUGCUCCUCUAAAACCAUCAGAAAUCAUCCGGUCUCAUCACUCUUCUUGCUGGCUUCUACUUUAAUUUAUUUUCUGUUGAGGGUUCAGUGUUCGGAGUUAAGUUUUGCCACAACACCAUGUCUCCUGAGUCCAAUCCCGAGUGCCAGUCUUAAAAUUCAACCACCCCACAACUCCGCGACUUCACCCAGAACUGGGCAAUAUGGCAAAAAUUGUUCACCCAAAAAUUAAAAUGUCAUUAAUGACUCAUCCUCAUGUCGUUCCAAACCCGUGAGACCUCUAUUCAUCUUCAGGACACAGUUUAAGAUAUUUUAGAUUUAGUCUGAGAGCUCUCAGUCCCUCCAUUGAAACUGUGUGUACGGUCUACUGUCCAUGUCCAGAAAGAUAAGAAAAACAUCAUGUGACAUCAGAGGGUCAGUUAGAAUUUGUUGAAGCAUCGAAAAUACAUUUUGGUCCAAAAAUAGCAAAAACUAUGACUUUAUUCAGCAUUGUCUUCUCUUCCAUGUCUGUUGUGAGAGAGUUCAAAACAAAGCAGUUUGUGAUAUCCGGUUCGUGAAUGAAUCAUUUGAUGUAACCGGAUCUUCUUUAACCAGUUCACCAAAUCGAACUGAAUCGUUUUAAAUGGUUUGUGUCUCCAAUAAGCAUUCAUCCACAAAUGACUAAAGCGGUUAACUUUUUAAUGUGGCUGACACUUGCUCUGAGUUCAAACAAACCAAUAUCCCGGAGUAAUUCAUUUACUCAAACAGUACACUGACUGAACUGAUGUGAAGACAGAACUGAAGAUGAACACAGAGCCGAGCCAGAUAACGAAUGAAUGAUUGACUCGUUCUGUUCAGUGAACUGCGAACAGGUGCGCGUGCCAGAAGGGAGCACGGAUUCGUAAAGCCUAUCAUUAAAAUGACUGAAAAUCGACACCAAUAAAGAUUCCCGCUUGAUUCCCCCUUCCACCUCCUCUGUUUGACUGAUGAACACCAGGCUACAGUAAUCGUAAUAAUAAUUAGUAAUAAUUUUACUCAUGGCUGAAGUUAAGUUUCUCCAGCUCUACCCAGGUUGGCAAAAAAAGCAUCUCAAAAUGCAUCAGAUUGAUGCUUUAAAAUAUGGAAUAUUUACAUUUUUCUUGCGGGGGAGCAUGCCCCUGGACCCCCUUAGAGGGGUAAUAAUCUCACCUUUUCCACCCCUGACCUGUUUUCAUGCCCAAUUUAUUUAGCACUUUCAUAUUGGUGAGCGUUCUCACCAAAUGAGACACAAUAAUGCAUCAAGCAUUAAAAUAUAAUCCUUUUAAAUCUUUCCUAUCCAUGAGCUAUUACAAGUGAUGUGACUGAAACACUAUCUAAAGUUUUCGCAGUUAAUAAAAUCCAUCUUCAAAACCAGCAGUUUUAACUGUGAGACCACUAUGAACUCAAAGAUGGAGUUCCUCCCCAAAAAACAAUGUCAAAAAAGUUUUAUUUUAUAUUAUAUCAUUGCUCUUUCUCUCUUUCUGGGCCUUGAUCGUGGUAGUUCUGUUGCUGUAUAGAGGGUCACAAAGCUCUUGGAUUUCAUCAAAAAUAUCUUAAUUUCUGUUCCAAAAAUGAAUGAACGUCUUAAAGAUUUGGAAUGACAUGCGAGUGAGUAAUUACUGACAGAACUUUAAAUUUUGGUUGAACUAUAUCUUUAAGUGGAUGGGAGAAAAUCUGAUGUCAUACUUCAUACUGGUGCAUUUACAAAUAGAUACAUGCUAUUUUUUAUUUUUUUUUAAUUUUAGAAUAUAAAGCCACCCGGAUAUUUCUUUUAAGAGCCAAUAAGAAGCACCACAUGGAUAGCAGUAUUGUAAGACUAGUAAUACCAUUAAAACCUGAAUAAGUCAGGAGAGAGAUCCAUUUCAUUCGUUUUCACUUUUACUUCAGUAAUUUGAUUAAAUGUUACAUUUUUAUUAAUACUUUAAAAGGAAAAUCUUUUUAUAUUUUAUCAACAACUUUUAUUGUCGGCUUACUGUAUUUGCAUCAGGAAAAGUCAUUUUUUAAAUUUGGUUGUAACUGGAAACCAUGAAGCAUUAUGUUUUCUUUUUGGGCUUUCUGUUGUAAAUUUCCCAAUAAAGAAACUGAUUUUAAUUAUUUUUCUCGCAUUUUGUUUGUCCUCCUUUUCCUGAUUUUCUAGUUUGUUUUGGUAAUUACUCAUUAGUUCCUCAUGUGUUCAUAGUUUUUUAUUAUCUGCCUGUAUUAUGUCUUAAGACCCUGUGGCCUCAUUUGAGGACAUUAUAUUGUGAAUUUCUCUGAGAUCGUACACACCACAGUUUUAAUUAUUCAUUCAUUAAAUUAAUUAAUAAUGCCCCUUACAGUAUGUAAUUUUACCAAAUGAUUGAAUGUUUCACCGUGACCACUCCCUCUCCUUGGUCAUCAAAAAUGUCUGAAAUCAAUUUUGUGAAACUCUUAUGGAAAUAUGAUAAUUAUGUAAAUAAAUAUGACUUUCUGUUAUGAAA
Molecule: messenger RNA, 4393 nt
Organism: Carassius gibelio (silver crucian carp)
Lineage: Eukaryota; Metazoa; Chordata; Actinopteri; Cypriniformes; Cyprinidae
Product: zinc finger protein 239
Exons: 3
Coding region: 468-1598 (376 amino acids)
Biological process (GO): central nervous system development; regulation of transcription by RNA polymerase II
Cellular component (GO): nucleus
Molecular function (GO): RNA polymerase II cis-regulatory region sequence-specific DNA binding; DNA-binding transcription factor activity, RNA polymerase II-specific
Source: RefSeq, a predicted model, not a curated record